GGCGCGGCCAAAGUUUAUAAAAGUAGUUGCGUCAGGCGCACGCCUCUCAUUCCGUUGUCAACCUCACGCGCGCGCGGACCUGCAUCAUGGGGAAAGACGAGCUUAUCAAAAACGUUCUCUAUGUUAUGAACAUUAUUUACGCGGUGUUCGGACUCGUCACCGCCGCCACUGGGAUCUGGUUCUUUGUGCAACUGACCGAGUUCGUCGGCCUCCGGAACAGCAAUCACUACCUACUAGACUACAGGAUCUACUGGCCCCAGGUCGCACCAUGGCUGUUCAUCCUACUCGGAAUAUUCAUCAUCAUGAUCUCCUUCUGUGGAUGGUGCGGUGCCAACCGGGAGAGCCGAGGAAUGCUCGGCCUAUACGGGCUCUUCCUCAUACUGAUCGUCGUGAUGCAGCUGAUCGCCGCCACCCUCAUCUUCGUGUACGUUGAUGGAGAAGACACGGACCGAUUCAUCAAGGAUACAGUGUACGAUGGCUACUACAACUCGCAGUCCAACCCUGAUGUGUUCAAAGCUUUCGGCAAGAUCGAGCGCAAGCUGCGGUGCUGUGGCGCCAACGACGCGCGCGACUACAGGAGCUGGAGGAACGACCUGCCGCUGACGUGCUGCCUCGACAGUUACUAUCGUGCUACUUGUGAAUUCACCGACAAGGAGGCGAACGAACGUCUCGGUUGUGCUAAAGUGGCUUCAGUGUACACCAAGAUCAUCAGCUCCUCGGUGGCGGGAGCCUCGCUGCUCAUCUCAUUAGUGGAGAUAUGUGGGAUAGUGCUGGCGUGGAAGCUGUUCCACUCGCUGCGGGAGGUGGAGCAUUACAUCACGGAGCGCAAGGAGGGUGAAACGGAGUGCUAGUUCAGUGCCACAGUAUUAUAUCGAUACCGCCGACCGAUGCCGCUACGGCAGAGACUCGCCACGACUCCGACGUUCGCAGGAGUAACUUUCCCUUUCUAAGUUUUCUAUCUUGCAUGGUGUCUCUUUACUUCUGAAUGAAGUUCGUUUCCUUGUCGAAAGGAAAGCCCGAAACCUUUGUUCUCUUAGAUCUGAUAUAAUUACAUUCCACGGUUAGUGUUAAUUCGCUUUAAUUAAGCAAUCUCAUAAUGUAAUCGGUGGAGUCUCGCUCCGCCACGCCUUAGGUCAAGCCGUGCAUUAACGGCAUUACGAGUGAGUGGGCCCCGAGCCUAAUCAGUCGCUUCCUCCUUAGCUCGACGGGUACCUGCCGCGAGCAGGGCCUCAGACGGACCUCAAAUUGUACCUAAGACCUGGUGAAUCUGUCGGCCUCACCCCACCAAGUGUCUUCGACACACACGAUUAACAUAGUUAGGUAUACAUAGCUCGGUUUGUAAGUUUCGUAAGUUAUAUUUCGCGUUAAUAGGCGUCCAUGGACGAGUGGAGAUUGUGAAGCGAUACAAGGCCGUCUAUGAGAAAAAUGUGACCUCAGAUUGGGCAGUGGGCUGUGUGAGGAGUAGCGUCGCUGUGUGCCACAUUCGGUGAUUGUGUAAGUGUGCGAGGUGUGGCAUAAUGGUGGUCGUGUUGUCGCUCGCGUUUCUAAGUUUAUUCAGCUCGGUCCAUCGAAAUAUGCAAAUUUUUACGCAAGACCUUAUUGUGAGUGGAUAAAGUAUGCUCAGCAGAACUCAUGGUAAUUUAUAACGAUUACGACAUGUUUGGGUUUCACAACAUUAGCUAGUAGACGCGGCGCGUGUCGCUUUAGGUGCAGUAUUUGUAGUAACAUGUGCCAAGUGUUGGUAUUUUAAACUCGCGAUAAUAAUCACAAUAAAGGAGAAUUAU
Molecule: messenger RNA, 1784 nt
Organism: Spodoptera exigua (beet armyworm)
Lineage: Eukaryota; Metazoa; Arthropoda; Insecta; Lepidoptera; Noctuidae
Source: the annotation of a GenBank genome assembly